This is a messenger RNA of Corticium candelabrum, 1859 nucleotides long. RefSeq lists its product as uncharacterized. Bases 15 to 1859 code for a protein of 614 amino acids. Lineage: Eukaryota; Metazoa; Porifera; Homoscleromorpha; Homosclerophorida; Plakinidae. Gene Ontology annotation, molecular function: protein binding. The transcript has a single exon. The record is from RefSeq and is a predicted model, not a curated record.
AUCUUUCUCUGUAGAUGGCCUUCAAAGCAGAGCAGUUGGCCAGACUAGAAGGCCACCGUUGGCAGGUGGCAUGUCUUGAAUUUAGUCCAGGCGGCACCUUACUCGCCUCAGGAGCGUGGGACAAGGAGGUCCGUUUGUGGGACUUGAGCAGCUUGGAAACCGCAGUUACUCUGAAAAACCAACACACCUGCCCAGUGACAGCACUGGCUUGGUUUCAACCGGAUGGCUCCCUCUUAGCGACGGGCUCUGCCGAUUGUACGACGUGUAUAUGGAACUCGACAAGUGGACAGGCACUCUCUACCUUGUCUGAACAUUUUGGUUGGGUAUUGGACGUCUGUUUUUCGGGUAAUGGUUCUCUCUUGGCGACGGCGUCGUGGGACAAGACUGUUCGUGUUUGGGAUCCGGCAACUGGUGUGUUGCUUCACACACUGAAUGGUCACACCAAGGGUGUCUUCUCGUGUCAUUUUCACCCAGUUCAUACCAGUGCUGUGCUUUGUACAUCGUCUGAUGAUGAGACCAUUCGUAUAUGGGAUGCAAGAGUAAACAACAAAGCUAUAAAAGUAUUUGUAAACGGUCACGAUGAUGGAAUCACGUGUUGUCGGUGGUCACCAGAUGCUUCACUGAUUGCGUCUGGAUCGUCUGAUAGAAAAAUCACAGUCUGGGAACCGAGAGAAAGCAAACCUCUGUGUCAACUGACAGGUCACGAGGAUACUGUAAAAAGCUUAGCAUUUAAUCCCGAUACCGAUGCUAAUGAUUUCUCUGUACUGGCAUCAGUGGGUGACUGCACUACUCGUUUGUGGGAUCCUCGAGAAGGAAAAGAGAGGCAGUUGGCAUUGUUGGCUCAACAUCAACCUUUUAGAGAGGUCGAGACGGUUGCUAUUUCUCCAGAUGGAAGUUUGCUAGCCACCGGAGCUCGAGAUAAUGUAGUUGUAUUGUCAACUCUUGGUGUGCCUCAUAGCCGAGCAUUGUACCCGGGUGCUGGGAAGAUUGUUCACGUUGAGUCUUUUCAUGAAGGUGAAGCAGGAAGUAAUCCUGUAGAGCAGAAAUUAUGGCGACGGUAUACGAACAGAAUGAGGUUGGCUGCUGGUGUGAAGGAUGAUGAAUUUGAUUCAGCUGGUGAAGUUAUCGAGGAAGAGGACAGCGAUUCAACAGAUGAUGACAACAGUCACAAAACUGCCGUGCAUCAUGCCUUGAACUCUGUUCAUAAAACUAAAAGGUCUAUUCAACCAUCUAAAGUACACAAAGUCAAACAACAGCCUAAACCUAAGAGUAAGGCAAAAGCUCAAACUGCAACUCCACUAGAUCCUGGCAAGACGACAUCAGAAGGCGUCAAAGAGCGACGUUUGAGAAGGCUGCGACCCAAGUCACUCGAGGAUGACCAUCGACUGCAUUUCUGUCCAGACAAGUAUGUAAUGGGAAGUAAAGAUGUAUCAGCAGGAGACAGGGUACCACGUGGUUCAGCUUCUGUGUCCUAUAAGGACAUAACCUUACCACCACCACCGCCGCCGCCACCAGAAGCAGCGGUAGUGGUUGGUCCAGGAGAAGAUGACAGUGUUGUGCUGAUACCACCUCCUCCAUUACUCCAAUCUGAUGUUACUGAUGCUCUGGUAGGGGAGGGUGUUUAUACCAAUGAAGAUUUCUUGCCACUGACACAACUCCCGCCGUCUAAAAUGAUGGCAGAAGCAACUGAAGAACAAACGGAAGAUUUGUAUGAUGAAAUAUUUAAUGUGCCUCCACCACCACCUGCACUCGACCUUGAUCUAUACGAUACAGUUGAUGAUACAGUUAAUACGGUGAUGGGAUAUACAGCAGACGAUGAUCCUUUAUACGCACGAGUAGAAUCUGUUCGCAAGAAGUAG